AUGGAUAAAAAAAUAAAAAUAGCUUAUUUAGUAAACCCAGAUCCUGUAUUUUUUAAUGAACUAGAUUAAAAAAUAAUUGACCUACUCGAAAAUAAAGGUGCCAUAGUCACAAAAGUGGAUUUAAAUACUUUAUAUAUUUAACUCGAUUCCAGAAAUAUUGAAUUCUUUAACAACGGCAAACUAUUAGAUUUUGACGCUUUUUAUUCUUAUGGUUACAUGAGACAAUAAAAUAAAGAAUAUUACCAAUAUAUAAUAAAUUCAGUAGAAGCAGCAAAUAAAAUAGUUUUUCAUAGUUUUAGAGUUAUAUAAAUUUUAGAAAAUAAAUUACUUUAAGCAAAUGCAUUUGCACAUGCAGGAGUUCCUAUUCCUAAGACAUUUUGUGGUUUUUACAUAGAUGCCGUUAAAUAAAUGUAUAAAUAAAACUUCACCAAAAAUUCAGUUAUUAAAACCCUUUCUGAUUAUGGUGGAGACGGCGUUAAAUUAUCAAAACACCCAGAUGAAGGAGUUACGACUGUUUCUAAAAUUCAAUGGGAUAAUAAAGCUACCUUAUCCCAAGAAUUUAUAGAUGAUACUUGGGGAAAAUCUAUUAGAGUAUUGGUUAUUAAUGGUAAAGGGUACGCCUGUGCUGAAUAUUAAGAUUUGUCUUAAGAUUUUAGAUCUAAUGUUAGUUAUCAUGAAAACUUUAAACUAGUUUCUAAAAUGUAAGAUCCUAGGUUAAAAGAAUAUUAUAAUAUUGCGGAAAAUGCAGUUCAUGCGAUAGAAGAUAAUAUUUUGAUUGCUGGAGUAGAUGUAUUAGAUUCUAAAAAGCAUGGGCUUGUUGUUCUUGAAAUUAAUUGCUGGCCUGAUUUGUAUGAUAUUUAAGAAGCUACUUAAUUGCCUAUUUUUGAUACUUUUAUAGAUCUAUUGUAUAAGAAAGCUAAAAGUAUUAAAUAUAAUGGAAUUGCUAAUGGAGUUAAAAAUGGAUUUUGA
Molecule: messenger RNA, 969 nt
Organism: Ichthyophthirius multifiliis
Lineage: Eukaryota; Ciliophora; Oligohymenophorea; Hymenostomatida
Product: ribosomal protein s6 modification protein, putative
Exons: 1
Cellular component (GO): cytoplasm
Molecular function (GO): ligase activity, forming carbon-nitrogen bonds; metal ion binding; ATP binding
Source: RefSeq, a predicted model, not a curated record